GACGUCAUAAGUGCGCGCGCCCAGAGGCGGCAGUAGCGGGUCUGAAGCCAGAGUGUAUACAGUCUGCUGUUUGCAGUGAGUCUCGCAGAGGGUCCCGGGACAGGGCGGCAGCGAGGCAGCGAGGGCGACCCCCCAUCUCGGCUCAGUUACUGAUUAUUAACUCACGGCCGGAUAGCGGACAACAUGCCCAAAGUUAAACGGAGUAAGAAAUCUCCACCGGACGGCUGGGAGCUGAUCGAGCCCACCCUGGAUGAGCUGGACCAGAAAAUGAGGGAAGCUGAAACUGAACCUCAUGAAGGAAAGCGUAAAGUGGAAUCAUUGUGGCCUAUUUUCCGAAUUCAUCAUCAGAAAACGCGCUACAUAUUUGACCUUUUCUAUAAAAGGAAGGCCAUUAGCAGAGAAUUGUAUGAUUACUGUAUCAGAGAAGGAUAUGCUGAUAAAAACCUAAUUGCAAAGUGGAAGAAACAAGGAUAUGAAAACUUGUGCUGCUUGCGUUGUAUACAGACACGAGACACCAACUUUGGAACAAACUGUAUUUGCCGGGUGCCGAAGAGCAAGCUGGAAGUGGGGAGGAUUAUUGAAUGCACACACUGUGGCUGUAGAGGGUGCUCUGGAUAAAAACUUUUAACACUGAAGAGGGGCUGCAUGGUUUUCAGAAGAUAAAUCUGUUCUAUUUCUUUUCUUAAUGUAUAUCUGUAUUGUGUGUAAUAAAUAUUGCUUUUAUUGCU
Molecule: messenger RNA, 728 nt
Organism: Pelobates fuscus (common spadefoot toad)
Lineage: Eukaryota; Metazoa; Chordata; Amphibia; Anura; Pelobatidae
Gene: BUD31
Product: BUD31 homolog
Exons: 4
Coding region: 184-618 (144 amino acids)
Biological process (GO): mRNA splicing, via spliceosome
Cellular component (GO): nucleus; spliceosomal complex
Source: RefSeq, a predicted model, not a curated record